Messenger RNA from Cyphellophora europaea CBS 101466, 750 nucleotides. RefSeq lists its product as uncharacterized. Bases 1 to 750 code for a protein of 249 amino acids. The transcript has 2 exons. NCBI's taxonomy places the organism in Eukaryota, Fungi, Ascomycota, Eurotiomycetes, Chaetothyriales, Cyphellophoraceae. The record is from RefSeq and is a predicted model, not a curated record.
AUGAAGCCGUUUACCUCGCUCCUCAUCGCCAUCCCCAUCCUCAUGAUCGUAUCCAUAAUCGAACUCUCCUUCAUCUCCGCCAUGGUCGGUUUUCUACACGGCCGCGCCAACGGCUUCUUCGUCGUCGACUCACCGGGCUCCAACUCCAACUCCGGGCCCGACACAUUCGAGCUAUGGGCCAAACCCAGCGUGCUGCUCGAAGAUCAAGGCCACACCUCCAACGGCGCCGCCGGCACCGGCUUCAUCCUUAUCGGCAUUGGUGGCCUGCUGAUGAUCUGGUGGGAGCGCCGACGCAUGCGCGAGACAACCGACACCCGCCCGGGCCCCCUCUUCACGACCUGGCUCAUCCUCAGCUUCCUCGGCACGCUCCUCACGCUCGCCGCCCUCAUCUACACCUUCGUCCUCACACAAAACCACACAGGCCAGACCAUCGACCUCGCCAUCGCGGCCGCCAACCCCGCCCCAAGUCCCUACCCGGACGACGAGUGGACGCCCGAGAACUGGUACCAGGCCGUCCUGGACCAGGUGCCCCUGCGCGACGACAGCGACCGCCGCAAGAUCCGCCAGCAGUUGCGCAUCCAGCGCGGCUGGCGCUGGAACUUGGUGCCGUUCUUCAUCGUCUUUACCGUCGUGACGUGUCUGGGCGCGUGGGAGUGGCUGCGUCUGAGGAGGAACCGGGGCGCGUCGGUGGUGGCCAAGGGGGAGAAGAGUGGGAGGAUAGAUGGGAGCUUUGGCGAAGAGUCGCGCUGA